Messenger RNA from Columba livia (rock pigeon), 1933 nucleotides. RefSeq names its product B and T lymphocyte associated (gene BTLA). NCBI's taxonomy places the organism in Eukaryota, Metazoa, Chordata, Aves, Columbiformes, Columbidae. The coding region runs from base 160 to 1119 and encodes 319 amino acids. Gene Ontology annotation, cellular component: plasma membrane. Gene Ontology annotation, molecular function: signaling receptor activity. The record is from RefSeq and is a predicted model, not a curated record. Gene Ontology annotation, biological process: immune response-regulating cell surface receptor signaling pathway. The transcript is spliced from 6 exons.
AGAUGUGUUGCUUCCCCGCCCCUUUCUGCACUGCAGAAGAACUAGAAAAGGGAAUCAGCUCUGUCAUACACCCCAGGUAAACCUAACAGGAUGCAAGAGGCCAUUUGAACUGCACUUUUUAAACCCGCCAGGACCUCUUCUCUCUACCAUGCCCAGAGAAUGAAGGCUCUUCCAGUCAUGCUGAUAAAAAGGAUAUUACUGUACAUACUUCUAGCAAUGCUGGCUCAGAGCAACUAUCAAGUUUACGGAUUUGAUGCCACUGAUUGUCCAGCUGAAAUUCAAGUUAAAAGACAGUCCCAGUACAAAGUUUAUAUUGGGAACUCUUUGAUUAUAGACUGUCCAGUUCAUUACUGCAAGAAAAAGCCAGUCAUGCAGUGGUGCAAGUUGGAGGAGGCUACAUGUAUCCUGGUGAAGGAGGGCAAAGCAGAAUGGAAGUCCAAGAUGUUUACUCUGGAGUUUCUCUCAGUUCAUCAGAAUGAUAGUGGGCUGUAUCGUUGUCGAGCAAUAGAGGACAACUUGCACAGUGAGAGCCAUGCAAUAACUGUUAUUGUUGAAGAAAAGCCUGCAAACAUUAUCACAAUUUCACCAGAAAAUACCACUGGCAUUUCAGAAGAGUUCCAAGAAGCUGGAAACUACAAGAUGUGGCACAUUAUUUGUGCUUCAGCAGCUGUGGGUCUAUGUUGUCCAUUCAUCAUCAUAUGCAUGUUCUGGUGUCUAAGGAGGUACCAUGCAAAGAAAAAAAGAACUCCAGUAACUCAACAGAGACAAGUGAGCCUGGUCAGAAGUCCAGCAGCUACUCCAUCCCGUGCUGCUGGGACAACUGAAGCUUCAGAAGAAAGCUCCUCACUUUGCUAUUGCUCCAUGGCAAGCCCACUGCAGGCCUUGCACAGCAACACAAUUUAUGACAACUAUGUCCCUCCCUGGAAUGUUCAGAGGACAUUGCCUGGUGCACCUCACAAUGAUCCUGUUAUUCCUUCCAUCCCAGUUUUACCUGAAAACCCAGAUGUCCUCACAUAUGCUUCACUAAAUCAUUCUGCUUCUGCAGAAAGGUGCCAGAGAAGGGAACAAACUGUAGUAAAUGAACUUACAGAAUAUGCCUCCAUUAAUGUAAAUAAAUAAAUAAAUGUGGCAAGGGCUUCUCCAGACAACCAUUUUGCAUGCACUCUCAGUUCUAGCUUCCCUCAAGGAUGGUGUUUCUUUCUCUUUUGAGAAAACUUCCCUUUUGUUAAGAAGAACCUAUGGAAGCUCCCCUGCAACAUCAGAAUUCAAAAUACAUCCUGUGUUGAUGGGUGGGUAUUUGCACUGUGUGUUUGUCUCUUAAAUGGGGGAAUAAGCAAACAAACAAACAAACAAUGUGUUUUCUUAUUUUUCCUUUUUUUUUUUUUUUUCAGGGUUCUGCUUCUACUCUGACUUUGAUUUGGUUACAGUUUGAAUAUAGACAGAGGGGAGAAGGGGAAGGUUUUCCUAGGGUAUACAUGUAAAAUGAAUCAAUGAGGAAGAUGAUACUGGGUCAGGUUAAUUUCUCCCAAGUAAAAGCUAAGAGUGCCUGUGGGAGCAUUUUUCUCAGAGUUUCUAAAAACAUCCUUCUAAGUAUUCAAUUUUUCAUUCCAGUUUAUCUCUGUGCAAAGUUAUGUGAGCACCAUGAAUGUCUAAAGCUAUUAUUAAGCAAAAUCAGGUGAAUGCUUGUGUAUCUGUGUGUUUGUUUUUUGUGGAAUGCAGGAAAGGCAGAGAUGGUUGUUUUCUGUUGGCAAAGAAUUCUCACAAAUGUGUGAGAAAAUACUGAAAUAUAGUGUACUGUGUUUUUCUCUCGGUGGGACGGUUGGUUAGUGAAGUUAUUGCAUACCGCUUUUGUCCAUGAUGAUUCAAUGGAAAUAACAAAUGAUCAGCAGUGACUGACCCCAGUCAAAAUAAAAAUAUUUUGUUCAAAAAUAAA